AGCAAACAAAUGGUGGAGAUACUGAACAACCAUGGUAUUUCAUUUAGCAGUUUUGAUAUUUUUUCUGAUGAAGAAGUUCGUCAAGGGCUGAAAACAUAUUCUAAUUGGCCAACAUACCCGCAGUUGUACGUAGCUGGAGAGCUUAUAGGUGGACUUGAUAUUGUCAAGGAACUUGAGGCAUCUGGAGAACUGGACGCAGUCUGUCCGAAGGCACAGAAGUUGGAGGAAAGGCUUAAAGUCUUGAUAAACAAAGCUCCUGUGAUGCUUUUUAUGAAGGGAAGCAAACAGAUGGCAAAAUGUGGAUUCAGCAAGCAGAUAAUAGAAAUCAUAAAUAGUACUGGUGUUGAUUACGAGACGUUUGACAUACUGGAAGACGAAGAGGUGCGGCAAGGAUUAAAAACCUUCUCCAACUGGCCGACAUAUCCUCAGUUGUAUGUGAAAGGUGAACUUGUUGGAGGGGUGGAUAUUGUUAAGGAACUAAAGGAAAGCGGUGAAUUGUUGCCUGUCCUGAAGGGAGAAAAUUAAUGGAAGAGGACGGGAACACUGGGAGCAGAAACACUCUGAACAACUUCAUUUGUAGAUCCUAUUGGAGCAAUAUACAACGUAGCCUCGUGCGACCCCUCGGGAGUGAAUAAAGACAGCUGGUGUGCUCCGUCUUUCACAGGGCCGUGCUGCGUAUGAAAAUGGGUUUCCACUGGAGAUACCAAAAUGUCAAGUUCUUCAGAUUCAAUUAAAAUGUAAUGCUAAAG
Molecule: messenger RNA, 749 nt
Organism: Eurypyga helias (sunbittern)
Lineage: Eukaryota; Metazoa; Chordata; Aves; Eurypygiformes; Eurypygidae
Gene: GLRX3
Product: glutaredoxin 3
Exons: 7
Coding region: 10-525 (171 amino acids)
Source: RefSeq, a predicted model, not a curated record